AUGGCCUCGCCCUCCUCUCUCAACCCUACUGCGGAGGUCCCCGAGGAGGUUAAACCUGAGGUGCGAAUUCGUUAUCCCGCCAGAGCACCGUUUAUACGCUACAUGGAGAAGUUGGUGGCACCUAAGGCGAGUGGAGAAAAGGCAUUGCUAGAGAAGCGACCUGCCCCAGCCUACAUGCUGGAACCGUGGCCCAAAAGCAACACCUUUACCAUGAUCAAAAAUGAGCGCAUCAAGGAGCUUCGAAGACAAGCAGACGAGAGGCGCAAAAGUGAAUUGGAACGCUGUCGUAUACCUGGAAAUGUUGCUCACAAAGUUCCACGUCAGUAUCGCCUACCUUUCACAGCACACAAUAAUUUAAAGGAACUCAUCUACGAGGAGAAUCUCAAGGAGGUGCACGCACAUGGGAGGCUGUUUGGACCUCCAGAACUGACCUAUCAACCACGGCGUAAGCAUAAUGUUCCGUUGUUGGAACAGACACGAAUUGAUACAGAAGUGUCGAGGGAGUUGAAGGAUGCACCUGGGGAGAAGCAGGGUGUUUCAUCCGGUGAAAGUGGAACCAGUAAGCGAACAGAGUCAAAUUCUCUCGACUCUUCGCAGAAGGAGAGUGUUUACGACGAGUCCCUAUUGCCGCAGCUGACACACGAUGAACCGAUCAACCGUGCUUCGAUAGCACGUUCUGCAACUACUGGUGCUGGCGGUGCGACUCCAGGGUCUCCCUCGUCCGGUCUAGCACCACGCUCUCCUGAAGCCUACGAUGAGAAUUUCGACCAGGUCAAUGCCUUUAUUGACGGUCGCCGAAAGGUUUGCAUGAUCAAUUUGGCCAUCCGAACAAAGGAAGGGGAAAUCGCGAGGCUAAACAAGAUGCUGGAGGAUGAGGCAGCAUUUCUGGCGAACGAAGAGAAGGAGCUUAUCAUAAGACACGAUGAGCACGACAAGUAUUUGAAGGCGAUUUGUCUGCGAACCGCAGAGGCGAUUAAGAAGGCAGAUUCAGAGACUCGAAAAAGAGUCCAAAUUACGGAUAAGAUCAAACGAACGCGCUACAAGUUGGCACACAUGAAUGCAGAGUGCAUUAAUUUGGAAGAGGAGUUUUUGCGUUUGAGUACGUACAAAGACUUUCUCGACUCGGUAGCAAAGACCUUGGAGGCGACUAGAGCUGCUGAUCAGCGCGUCGCGAAAACAUUUAUGACAGAGGAUGCUGAUGCUGGUGCUGGGUUUGUCGAGCCGACUUCGAUAUCCAAAGAUCAGGAAGAAGUCCCGGAUUCAGCGAUUAAUGCUUUCUUUCGUAGCCCUCAAGACUUAGUUGACAUCCUCGCCGAAUUGGAGUCAAAUAAUCUGACAUUGAUCGAGAAUGUUCAAGAGCAGGAGGAAGCGUGUGAGCGACUGCGUUUGAAAGCUGCAAAACUGCAGAAAGUGCUUGACGCUGAACGCACAACUGUGGACGAACACAUUGCACGGGAGGAGGAGAUAAUUGCUGCGUUGAUGAGGGAGAUUUCGGAUGUUGAGGUGUCAAGAGAGCAAAUAAAGGAAUUCACCCUGUUGGAACGUUACGAUGCUUUUUCACUGGGCAGCAUCGACCAAUUUGAUCCUCCGUGGCUGCGAGAAUCAAGAACUAGACGCGCAAUGGAUGAGGAUGUGGAGAAGCCGACAGUAAGCCAACUGCUUGACAUUCUCCAUGAACAAAUUCACAGACUCUACUGCAGAAUAUUUGGCACUGAUGGAAACACGCGACUAGACACUCUGAUGAUGCUGAAGAUUCUCGAAUCAGCCACAGAUGACUUGGCGCGUAGCCUUGGUAAAUACAGUCGCAUGCAAGUGUUAAAGGCCAAAAAAACGGUAGAUGAACACAAUAGACUCUUGGCAAGACAACGUCAAAAGGAGGUGGAGGCGUUAGCGCAUGAAGCAAAGUUGAAGCGCGCGAUUGCCAAGUCAAAAGAGCCACCAAGAUGGCACCGAGGCCGGCGUAUAAUCGACCGAUCGCAACCGCCCAUGGAGAAGCAGAAAGCGGGUGUUGAAGUGCGCCAAGAAACUGUGACUGUUGAAGACGCUGAUGCGGAUCUGUUUGUGUAG
Messenger RNA from Hydatigera taeniaeformis, 2067 nucleotides. The record is from the annotation of a GenBank genome assembly. Lineage: Eukaryota; Metazoa; Platyhelminthes; Cestoda; Cyclophyllidea; Taeniidae.